GGUACAGCGAUACAAAAAUAAUGGAGAUUCAGAUUUCGCUUUUCAUUUUUAUGCUUCUUCUCUGUUCGACGAUCAAAUCCGGAAUAGCUGAUCGAAACGACAGCGUUUUGGAAGAGGUUGGGGUUGGAUUGGUGGUGGACUUGGGUUCUACGCAAGGAAAGAUUCUGGAAGCUUCAUUUACUUUGGCGCUUUCAGAUUUUUAUCGAAUCAACACCGGAUAUCGAACCAGAGUCUCUGUUUUAGCCAGAGACUCCCAAGGGGAUCCUAUCCUUGCCCUUGCCGCCGCUACAAAUCUUCUAAGAAAUGCAAAAGUGGAAGCCAUUGUUGUUGGUGCACAAACAUCACAAGAAGCAAAGCUUUUGGCGGCGGUUAGCGAAAAGGCUAAAGUUCCGGUAAUAUCUACCGCCGUGCCAAAUCAGUUGUCUUUGAACGAAUACCAUCACUUUCUUCAGUUGACGCACGAUCCUGUAACAGAGGCUAAGGGGAUUACGAGUCUGAUACAUGAUUUUAAUCGGACAUCGGUUGUAGUUAUGUACGAGGAUGUUGAUGAUUGGAGAGAGAGUCUGCAAAUACUGGUGGAGAAUUUUCAAGAUGAAGGGCUUCACAUCGAUCGUAUUGCUUCUUUCGUGGAAUCAUCAUCAUCAGUAGAAAAUGAUAUGAUGAAUCGGCUAAGGAAGCUUGAAACCGCAAACGCAGCCGUUUUCGUGGUGCAUAUGUCCGAGAUUCUUGUUUCUCGUCUCUUACAAUGUGCGGAGAAGUUAGGUCUGAUGGAACAAGGCUAUCUUUGGAUUCUCACCGCAAGAACCAUGGAUCAUGUUCAUUACUCGGAUCAUUUUGCAGUACCGUCGAUGCAAGAGGUGAUUGGUUUCAGAUCCUGCAUUCCAAUAUCAGCAGAAGUUAAGAACUUUACUUCAAGAUUGAGAAAACUAGUUGCUGGUGAUCACGUGAAUGCCUUUAUGGAAACAGAGCAUUCUAGUGUAUGGGCACAAGACGUCGCUUGUAUUCUUGCAACCGCAGUAGAGAAGAUGAGUCUAAGAACAUCUGCAAAUGUAUCGAAUCUUCUUGAGACUAUUAGGCAGAUCAGAUUUAAGGGUUUGAGCCAUAAUGACAUCAGAAUUGUUGGCAACAAGAUUCAAUCCUCAGGGACAUUUGAGAUUGUGACUAUGGUUGGAACAGGGGAGAGAAGAAUAGGACUAUGGAGUUGCGAUAGUAAAAGAAGCAUCAUGGCUUCUUCCACCAAUGAACUUGAGACCACCAUCAUGCCUAGUGGAAUCUCAAGACACCGGUUUUUGGCAGAGAAUGGUGAUCAGAAGAAGUUGCUUAGGGUCUUAGUUCCCGCAGGAAACAAAGUCCCGAAUCUAGUGUCGGUGCGUCUUGACCCUGAAACAGGUGUUAAUACAGUCACUGGAUUCUGCAUAGAAGUUUUCAAGACUUGCAUUGCUCCUUAUAACUACCAGCUAGAAUUCAUACCUUAUACUGGGAACAAUGACAAUCUUGCUUAUCUACUCUCUACUCAGAAAGACAAAUACGAUGCAGCUGUUGGUGAUAUCACCAUCACUUCCAACAGAUCUUCGUACGUUGACUUUACUUUGCCUUUCACAGACAUUGGUAUUGGAAUCUUGACAGUAAAGAAGAAAAGCCAAGGCAUGUGGACUUUCUUUGAACCUUUUGAGAAAUCCUUGUGGCUAGCGAGUGGAGCUUUCUUCAUCUUGACUGGAAUUGUUGUUUGGUUGGUCGAACGGUCCGUUAAUCCGGAAUUUCAGGGCUCUUGGGGUCAGCAAAUUAGUAUGAUGCUCUGGUUUGGAUUCUCUACCAUUGUCUUUGCUCACAGAGAGAAGCUGCAAAAAAUGUCAUCAAGAUUUUUAGUCAUAGUUUGGGUAUUUGUGGUGUUGAUAUUGACUUCAAGUUAUAGCGCAAAUUUGACAUCAACCAAGACCAUUUCUCGCAUACAACUAGACCAUCAGGCGGUCUUCGCCUCCACGACGUUAAGCAUGAAGCUCGGGUCCAUUAAUGCAGUUGAGGCCUAUGCUCAAGGUUUACGAGAUGGAACUCUCAGUCACGUUAUCAAUGAGAUACCGUAUCUCAGUCUCCUUCUUGGAUACUAUCCGGAUGUUUUCGUAAUGACGGAUAGAGAGACUAGUACCAACGGCUUUGGCUUUAUGUUCCAGAAAGGUUCAGGUUUGGCUCCUAAAAUUUCGCAAGAAAUCGCGAAGCUAAGGUCAUUGGGAGCUCUGAAAGACAUGGAGAAAAGAUGGUUUCAGAAGCUGGAUUCACUGAAUGUACAUUCCAACGGUAACGGUGUUGCAUCUCCCAACGAGGAUGACGAUGCUUCUAAGCGCUUCACCUUCCGUGAGUUGCGCGGUUUGUUCAUCAUUGCGGGUGUUGCUCACGCUAUUGUACUCGCCCUGCAUCUCCUUCAUAUUCGUCGAGAGAUAUUCACCAAACUUCAAAGCUUCUACUAGUGUACACCGAAGUCAUUAAUGUUUAUUUUUCUCAAUUUUCUCAAAAUUAUAGUUAUACCACGUGUAGUUAAUUAACAACAACAAAAAAGAAACAUAUCUAUACAUUGAUAUCACAAUUUUUAUACUUUUUCAUUUUCUUAUAAACAUUUAAAACUAC
Molecule: messenger RNA, 2619 nt
Organism: Thlaspi arvense
Lineage: Eukaryota; Viridiplantae; Streptophyta; Magnoliopsida; Brassicales; Brassicaceae
Source: the annotation of a GenBank genome assembly